UUAAAAGGAGCACUAAACCAAUAAUUAAGCGGGGGACUCCACCAGAGAAGAGAAGGGAAGGGAAGGGAAGGGAACGGAGCCCCUUUGCCUUCGGUAGGCCGUCGACCGGCGAGACUGGGGGGACUGGGAAAGUGGUAGAGUGGAGAUUCACAGGCAGAGCGGCCGUUGAGUGUGCUGUGCGUCCUUCUGCGUGCAAGAUCGAGAGGCGAUCCAGGGAUCCAUGGUCGAUCUGGAAUUCACUUUUAUUUUAACCAACAUAAAAUGAAUUGAAAUGCGGAGGUCCUUGCAUUUAUUGUUUUAAGUACUUGAAUUCAAUGAAUCUUGCAUCUAAAGAAACAAGUGCCACGGCUGGUGCCAUGGACAAGUUACCAGAUGAGAUGAAAGAAAUGAAAAUAAGGGAUGAUAAGUUGGUUGGAUUACUGCAGGAAUCUGAAGCAACUGUGGUUGAUGGGAAUGUGACUGAAGCAGGUCAUAUAAUUGUGACGACGAUCGGAGGAAGAAACGGUGAGCCAAAACAGACAAUAAGCUAUAUGGCUGAACGUGUUGUGGGACGUGGAUCAUUUGGUGUAGUUUUCCAGGCCAAAUGCCUAGAGACUGGAGAAACAGUUGCCAUUAAGAAGGUCCUACAAGACAAAAGAUACAAGAACCGAGAAUUGCAGACUAUGCGCAUUGUUGACCACCCAAAUGUCAUCUCUAUGAAGCAUUGUUUUUUCUCAGCUACUGAGAAAGAUGACCUUUACUUGAACCUAGUACUGGAGUAUGUUCCAGAGACAAUUCAUCGAGUUAUCAAACACUACAACAAGAUGAACCAACGAAUGCCACUAAUAUAUGUAAAGCUGUAUAUGUACCAGAUCUGUAGAGCAUUGGCCUAUCUUCAUGGGAGCAUUGGAGUGUGCCAUAGAGACAUCAAGCCCCAGAAUCUUUUGGUGAACCCUCAUUCUCAUCAAUUGAAAAUAUGUGAUUUUGGCAGCGCAAAAGUCUUGGUAAAAGGGGAAUCAAAUAUUUCCUACAUUUGUUCUCGAUACUAUAGAGCUCCCGAACUUAUCUUCGGUGCCACCGAGUAUACUACAGCAAUAGACAUUUGGUCUGCUGGUUGCGUUCUUGCUGAACUCAUGCUAGGACAGCCUCUCUUUCCAGGAGAAAGUGGAGUCGAUCAGCUUGUUGAGAUUAUAAAGGUCCUUGGUACUCCCACACGAGAAGAAAUCAAAUGCAUGAACCCUAACUACACUGAACACAAAUUCCCACAGAUAAAGGCCCAUCCAUGGCAUAAGAUAUUCCAUAAGCAAAUGCCACCUGAAUCUGUAGAUCUUGUCUCCAGGCUUUUACAGUACUCUCCAAACUUGAGAUGCACUGCAUUAGAAGCACUAAUUCAUCCAUUCUUUAACGAGUUGCGAGAUCCGAAUACUCGCUUACCCAAUGGCCGUUUUUUACCUCCACUCUUUAAUUUCAAGCCUCACGAGUUGAAGGGAGCACCAAUGGAGAUGGUAGCCAAAUUGGUCCCCGAGCAUGCAAGAAAGCAAUGUCCCUUUCUGGGAUUAUAAGCUGCUUGAGAAAAGCUAGCUGCCUUUGCGAAUUCUAUCUUUGCCUGCGGCGCAUAUGAAAUCUUCGCAUCUGCUGAAACGAAGCAGAUCCCACCUAACCCUGGUUUCUUCACAUGAUAACAUCUAACACUGGUAUGUCAAAUGUUGGUUUUGUUUAGUGUUUGGUUGAGCUACGGACCAAAUUGUAAGGACUUCAGUACGACUAUUAGUUUAUAUUUGUUCUUGAAAUGCUGUGGGAAAGCUUUUCUUUUUU
Molecule: messenger RNA, 1794 nt
Organism: Zingiber officinale
Lineage: Eukaryota; Viridiplantae; Streptophyta; Magnoliopsida; Zingiberales; Zingiberaceae
Product: shaggy-related protein kinase gamma
Exons: 13
Coding region: 315-1541 (408 amino acids)
Biological process (GO): protein phosphorylation; signal transduction
Cellular component (GO): cytoplasm
Molecular function (GO): protein serine/threonine kinase activity; ATP binding
Source: RefSeq, a predicted model, not a curated record